Molecule: messenger RNA, 1338 nt
Organism: Diaporthe amygdali
Lineage: Eukaryota; Fungi; Ascomycota; Sordariomycetes; Diaporthales; Diaporthaceae
Exons: 2
Coding region: 1-1338 (445 amino acids)
Molecular function (GO): monooxygenase activity; FAD binding
Source: RefSeq, a predicted model, not a curated record
AUGGCUUCCACAAAAUCCGACGAUGAUUUUCGUAUCAUUAUUGUUGGUGGCGGCAUAGCAGGACUUGCUACUGCUAUUGCACUACGUGCUCCCAGGCGCCAGAUCACAGUUUUGGAACGCUCUCGCAUGCUUCGAGAGACAGGUGCAUUGAUCUCGCUCCAGCCGAACGCGUCAAAAAUUGUAACGAAAUGGGGACUUGAUCCGAUUCUACAACGGGUAGCAGAACCCCAAGCGGACAGGGCUUUUCGCAUGUUCAAUACGGAAGGCACGCUGGUCCGGGAGAUCCCUUUGAGCAGAAGCAUGUUUGGCGCUGAUCGGAUGAUGUACCACCGGCAAGAUCUGCACGCAGCGUUAAGAGAGGCGGCGACGACGACAAAAGAUGGUAUGGAGGGCAAGCCAGAGGCCGUGAUUAGAACCGCGGCAGAAGUCGUGGAUUGUGAUCCGGCCGAGGGAUCAGUGUCUCUGAAAGAUGGUGAAGUGCUCAGGGCCGACCUCAUUAUUGGAGCCGAUGGAAUCAAGUCUGUAAUCAGGGACGUCGUUGUUGGUGAGAACAGGACGGCUCAGCCUACUGGGCUCUCGGCGUAUCGAAUGCUCAUACCAGCCGCUAAACUCCCUUCUGGACAGAUACCGGAGGGAAUCCUACGAAUGCAAGAUCCAGCUGCAACAACAAUGAUCGUUGGGAAAGAUAAGCGAGUCAUCAUGGGGCCCGGGAGAGCUGGGAACCUGCUCGGUAUCGUGGCCUUGGUCCCAGAUGCAACCGCUGAAGACCCGUCAGACGAUUCGUGGACGCGACCAGGCUCCAAGCAAGAGCUUUUGGCUGCGUUCGCUGAUUUUCCGCCAUGGCUUCGUGCCAUAUUCGGCCAAGCAGGGGAUGAUGAGAUCGGUCUAUGGCAGCUCCGCGACGUUGACCCUUUGCCGCGGUGGACCAAAGGCCGGGUGGUAGUCAUCGGUGAUGCAGCACACGCGAUGCUUCCCACUCAGGGCCAGGGUGCUAGCCAGGCAAUCGAAGACGCAGAGGCCCUCCAAGCCUUCUUCUCUAUUCUCGAAGAGGGACCACUGUCCAAGGAUCAGGUUGAAGAGACUUUGGGAAAGGUGUUCAAGGCGAGGUAUGACAGGGCAAGUUUGAUUCAGGCUUAUAGUAGGGAGCAGGCCAAGCCGGGAACGGCGGGAAAAGCAGUAACGCUGGAUCCGGGAGAGUUUAUGAGGUUCAACUGCGAAUACAAAGGAGCGAUUGAUUGGUUGAAGAAACAGUCGGCGGCAACUCAAGGGGCAUCAGAUUCAAAGGAGCCGAAUUUGGUGGGCGAAAUGGACAAGCUUCAUCUUGUUGACCCAUGUUAG